CUCCGCGGUGGAGCCUCACGCCAACUCUACGUCUGUGACGUCUGUAUCACGUGUCCAUCUCUUCUCUCGGUACGUCUGCCUUAUUUUCCUCCUCUGCCUUGUGUCUGAUAAACCGAGAGCACCAGUCGCAAAACAAGCGCAGCACACGAACACCGUGGGCCCGGUGUCACGCUGAUCCCAGUCGGGUUUCAGAAGAGACCCUUUACCCAAGUUCCCAUCAGCUGCGCCCCCGCCUCCUCUACGCACCGCUCUGAGCCCGUAGCGCUGGAAACUUUUCACAAAUCAGCGCCAGAAGCGACCCAAUACAAAGCCAGGAUGGUCUCUAGACUGCAAUGAGCGAAUUGACCUGUGCUGUGAACAUGCCCUCCCAUCCUCCAACCCCCACAGCUGGUCUACAGUGAACCAGAAACCGGUCUGUAUUCUCACUCACACCCUCCUGACGACGAGCUGGUCACGACAUGGCCAGCAAAAGGAAGUCCUCUACUCCUUGCAUGAUCCCUAGCAAGGCCCUACGCCCCACAGAUGAAGCAGACCAGGAUUCUCCCAUUUAUCUGGGACCAUCUAGGAGUUUGGACAUUGAUCAAAAUAUCUCCCUGGAUGCUAGUGAGAAGGCAGAAACAACUGAGGAGAAAGAUGGCACUUAUACCUGUCGACCUUGUAACUUUGAAACCCAGGAUCUUAACUUGUUUUUGGACCAUGUAUACAGUGGGCACCCUGAUUUCCGUGCGGACCCCAGCUUCCUUUGCCUCACCUGUGGGAUUUCGUCAGCUAAGUUUGAAGGGUUAGCGCUUCACAAUGCCCGGGUUCACCCCAGCACUUUGAAUACCACUCUGCAACUGAAAAUGAAGGACAAAAGAGUUGUGGUGGAGCAGACUUUACUCAGCAGGACAGAGACUGGAAAAGAUGUUGAAAUUGCAAUUACAAAAACACCUAUUAUGAGAAUGCUCAAGGGCAAAUCUGAGCCUAAAAAGAUAGUGGUGUCACACACUGUAUCAGAUGAAGCAGAAUCACUUCCUGGGGCAAGAGAGACUGACCGGAAAGACAGUACUACAGCAGUAAAUGUUAGUCAUGUCUCCACUCUGGUCCAGAAUGGCACAGCUAAAGCCAUGCCCUCUGCUAUACAGAUAGUCAAUGGGUCUGGAGCCUUACCAGUGCUUAAGACGCCUAUAACUCAAGUGGUGUCUGUGGUUCAGAACAAAAAUGUGAAUCACUCCACACCUGUUACUGCAUCGAAUGUGUCCUCUUCAUCAUCACAGUCUUCUAAAAACCUUCCUAAGGUGAUGAUUCCUUUAAGCAGUAUUCCGACAUAUAGUGCCUCUAUGGAUGAAUCAUCCUUCCUGAAGACCUCUUUUAACAAGUUCCCAUAUCCUACAAAGGCUGAGCUCUGCUACCUGACUGUGGUUACCAAGUUUCCAGAGGAGCAGAUUAAGAUUUGGUUCACUGCUCAGAGGCUGAAGCAGGGCAUCAGCUGGUCUCCAGAGGAAAUUGAAGAGGCCAGAAGGAAGAUGUUCAAUACAAUAAUCCAGACAGCACCAGCCAGUUCACCAAGCCUCACUAGCCCAGCUCAGCACACCAUUGCCGUUCUGCCUGCGUCACUGGGGGCCACUGGCCUGCCUCAAAUCCUCCAAGGGUCUUUAGUCAGCCAAGGGGGGGUGAUUGUCACACAACCCGUGAUGGCCAAUGGUAUUCAGGUUAGCAGCGCUCCAGUGGCCCUCGCUGUUACACCCAAGCCACAAGCAGCUGCCCGCCCCAUGAUGCAAGCUCGCCCUGCUGCCGCCCUGGUGGCAGACAAGGGUAUUAGUAUGGUGGUAGGGACUGUGGGCAGCAGCAGUGCAGGGACUAAUGUUAUUAGUCCCAGUAAGAGAAAUGGAUCCAGCACUGUCAGUAAUAGUCAAGCAAGUGUCAUCAAUCUUAGUUUAGGUAGCAGCAAUCGUGCAAAAAAUAAUAAUAUCAAUGGUAAACAUAGUAAUUUAGAGUCCCAAAAUAAAAGCAAUUGUAAGAAUAGCAGCGAUGGUAAAAAUACCAAAUCCAACAGUCCUAGUGUUUUACAAAAUGACAGCACAGACACUACGAGCAAAGAUACACAUGGCACAAAUAUUGAUGGUUUCCACUCCUCUGCCAGUAAUUCUCCAAGCAUCAAAAUGGAGGACGCUGCAUCACCUGCCUCCAAAUCUUCCUCGCCCUCUCCUGCAGCUUCCUCCAGCUCAAUCUCUGGUUCCAAAACCCCUGUCAACCCUUUUUUGGACCCCAGCUUUUACAAGGGCAAGAAGUCACAAGAACAGCUCAGUGCUUUGAAAGAUAGUUUUCUGAUCAACCAGUUCCCUGACCAGGAAGAAGUGGAUAGGCUUAUUGCUUUGACUGGACUCACAGUCAGGGAAGUCAGAAAAUGGUUCAGUGACAGACGCUACCACUUGCGUAAUCUCAAAGGGUCAAAGGGUACUUCAGGAGGACAGGGCAAAGACAAGACUUCAGCUAGUUCUCCAAAUACACCGGGGAAUGGCACAGCUAACAGUGGUACCCCUCUGGAUCUCUCGGAUACUAGUGGCACACCAGAUGGUAAAUCAGCCCAGAAUACAGCUGCCCCUCAGAGCCCACCACCAUCACAAACUCCGACCUCUCCCACCACGCCCUCCAGACGAGCCCCCAGACCACCAUCUCCAGACUUCACAGCAAUACGCUACAAAGAGAGAGAACCGCAUCAGGUGAAAGCAUUGGAGGCAAGUUUUUCCCAAGACCCAGACCCGUCCAACGAAGAGGUAGACAGACUCCGAGCUGAAACUAAAAUGACCAGACGUGAGAUCCAUGGCUGGUUUACUGAACGGAGGAAACGUGUAGCAGCUGAGAAAAAGAGGGAGGAUGAGGAGCGGGCCAUCAGGGAGGAGGAAGAGGAUGAGGAGGAUGAAGAAAAGCCUAAAGUCAAUCCAAUAAAAAUCAAUCUUAAAAUGUUAAAGGUGACUGAAGCGAAACAGGAUGGUGAGGCUUCUGAUACCCCUCCUGUUAAUUUACACAACACACCAUCAUCAUCGCCAGGUCCAACGCAAUCCUCGAAACACUCCUCCACUACACCCAAAACAAUUGUGUCUCCCAAACCUGCAGCUUAUAGAGGCAAGAAGAACCCUGAGCAGCUGCAUAUGUUAAAAGAGGUCUACGCCAGGACACAGUGGCCCAGUGCUACCCAGUAUGAUGAACUGAUCUCGGGUACAGGACUGCCCAGGCCUGAGGUGGUCCGCUGGUUCGGAGAUUGUAGAUAUGUACAGAAGAACGGACAGCUCAAGUGGCUGGAGACGUACCAACGCACUGCGCUGAGUGACGAUUUGCAGAAAGGAAAUGAACAGGCUCUGCAGGCACAUCUCGACAACUACGGCCGGCUGAACGAGUCUGAGCUUGAAGAGUUGAUAGAAGCCAGUGGUUUGACGAGCGAUCUGGUGAAAUACUGGUUUUCCACCAAAGCCUCUUCUGUCCCGCCGCCCCAAACAGAGAACACAAAACCUGUUGUACCGGGUUCAACAUCAUCAGACACCCAGCUGCCAGGGUCCGCAUCCCCUCUGGAGCCACAGCCGGGAGCAGGAAAUGAGGAGAAGAUGGAGCAAUCUGUGUGUGGUGUGUCCAAAGCUGGCGAAUAAGAAUCUGAAAUAACAUGAAGUAGUCUAUGUGCUUUGGAAAAGAAGUGUGGCUGAUCAGAUGUUACACAUUGCAGGUGUUGUGAUAGUGGCCCCUGUUAGUGUGUGUAAGAGGCAGUCUAUGAGCCAGCAACCCGUGUGGCAGAAACAAGAAAAAUGGGCAGUCAUAAGGACCUGAAGUGCUUAAUGCUGAAUACAGUGUCACUGCUGUGCAUAUGGGGUCACAAAUUUAUAAAUGUGUGGUCAUAAUGUUAUGAUUAGUGUCAUUAGUCAGAAUGCAAUAAUUAAAAUUCUAAUUUUUUGGUAUAUUUUAUGACAAGGUUAGUAGAAAAUAAAACAUUCUGUUAGCACUGUGGAAGAACAUUUUGGUAAGGCAUUUGUUUUAGUUGAAACUACUUAGCAGGUAGUCUUUAUACCUAAAUCUGAAGCCACAAUCACAGCUGCUGUUGUAACCGGAUAACUUGGCAAAAAUGAAAAUGGGAGAAAUGGUCUUCUACUACUUAUUGGCAAACAACAUCGUCAAUUUCCCAAUUUUUGGUAAUUUUUUCAACCAAAGAAAAUUUCAGAAAUUUGCAGAGUGACAUAACACUCAUCCUUUGCGGUUUGUCCUGGUGUGACAGAAAAUUAGAUGAUGGAAAUGUAGUUAUUAAAGGCUUAAGGAGCCCUAUAGACACAUACUGUACAUACUGCUCAUUGGGUUAGGGUGCUUGCCUUAAUGUUAACCAGUAUCAUCUGUUGUUUUUUUUGCACUCAAUCACUUUGAAACCAUGCUUGCAGCCUUUCUGAAUGUGCCGACAUGUGAAACAGCAGCACUGAUUUCAUUUCUGGGCCUGGAAGCUUUUUGAAUAAAUUUGUUUAAUACCCAUCCUUCAAAGAUGUACAUAUUUUUGGUAAAGA
Molecule: messenger RNA, 4517 nt
Organism: Periophthalmus magnuspinnatus
Lineage: Eukaryota; Metazoa; Chordata; Actinopteri; Gobiiformes; Gobiidae
Gene: zhx3b
Product: zinc fingers and homeoboxes 3b
Exons: 6
Coding region: 459-3623 (1054 amino acids)
Biological process (GO): regulation of transcription by RNA polymerase II
Cellular component (GO): nucleus
Molecular function (GO): DNA binding; DNA-binding transcription factor activity, RNA polymerase II-specific
Source: RefSeq, a predicted model, not a curated record